AAUUGAGCUUUGCUAGCUUCCAACUGACAGGCUGAGACGCUCAGCUUGCAAACGGAGAAUCCCAAUUUAACCGGUUGACGUCCUGGGGAAAUAAAUACGGUUAUUAUUUGAGUUGAUGUACCCACUAGUGUGUGUUUUAGACAUGAAGGCAUGUCAUGAAAGUAGUCAAUGAACCAGCGUUAGCAUUGGCUGCUAAUGGCGAGGCUACUGCUACUGUCGCCGAAGUCUUCAGAAUGGCGAAGUGUAUGACAGUAUUCGUGUGGUUUGGAGUAAUUUAAGUAAAUUAAUACCGAUCUCUUUCAUUCAACGUGAGUAAAUAUGAAAGGGAAAACUCACUUUUGUCCAUCAGCUAGCCAUGACUCCACAUUAAACUUUGGAAACUUGAGUUCGGCGCUCUUUAGUGACGUCACAUGUAGAAAAGCGCUGUGUCUCCCCCUGAUGAAUCAAGUGAAGAAUGAUCACCUUCAGGAGUAAAUUUCUGAGCCGGGCUAUGGAGUAUCACGGCGGUCAGUGUAGCACAAUGCUAACAGCCAGUGGGCCUGAGCAGCGGUGUGUUGACGCCGGUUGCCAUGUGGACAGAGCCCCUGAGCUGAGGGGAGGGAGUACAAAAGAGAACAAUCCUGGGAAAUGUGGAAAAUAAGAGCCCCACUUGGUCUGGCGCAUGUAUUGGAAUGUUCUCCAAAUAUGCCAAAUAUGUGAACGAAUGCUGAAGUUUGCAAGCUGAUGCGAACUUGUGGCAGCAGAAUUCCAACAGACCAGUGGGGAUAUCUGCUCUGCUCUGCCAUGCCUGUGUGUCCACUGUAACUCUCAAACAAUGAAGGAGAUAAAUAAAAAUGAUGAUGAUGAUGAUGAUGAUGAUGAUGAAACACAAUGGAGAAAACUUUAUGCAGGGACAUCAUUAGUACCUGCUUGAGCAUAUAUUUAUUCUAAGGUAAAUUGCACAUACCAUGACAAAUCAGUGUUGUCAGGUUAAUGUCCUGUAUCAAGUGGGACAAUGUCAUUUUGGGGGACAAUUUUACAACUCACUUCCCAUAUGAUCAUACAUAGGUAAUUUACUUUGUAUUCCUAUAUUCACACGGUGCAUAAUAUACAACAAACGUGUACAAUGCCUAAGUAUGAAGACAACACUGUAUUUAUUUGCCUAUUUUUCAUCUUUCUAUUGAGUAAAAUAGUGAAAGUAAGAAUGCAUUUAUUUUACAGGGAUAUUUUAAUACAAGCCAGUAAGUUACCCGUUUGACCACAAAUAUUGUAUUGUGACAUUAUCGCAACGCAAAAUGGCAUCAGCAUUAUGAUGUUAAGAGCUGCAUGGUGUGUCAAGGAGAAAGGUGAAGGUGUCAGUAUAGUUUUUCUCUUAUAACAAAAGCGGGGCAAUUGCUUUUGUUAUUUUUAGGCAAUGAGCUUUCUUCUACAAGUGGACACUGAGAUGAUUGCUUUUUGUUCUUUAGUUCAAAUGGUAUUGUGCAUGAAGUCCAUUUAAAAUGGAAGCAUCCACAGUGACUUUUGGUAUCCCAAUAUGUCUUCCGUGAGACAAUUAGAAUAAUUUGUCUUUAGUAAUUUAACAAAGAGCUAGUGUGGAGCUCAGCUGGCGGAUUACACAGGAAAUGUUUUCCACUGACAUCUGUGCAGUUUAAUUACACAAGGCAUUGCCGUGGCAAUGAUGAUGGAGGUGCAUUUGCGUUUGUUACCAUGACAAAUAUUCUUCUUGAAAGGUGCCUGACAUUAAUAGAGGAAUAAAACUAAUACAUGCAUACUAAGUAUGCAUGGAGAAUGAGAUGAAUGGUGUAUGUGCCUGUAUUUUGAUCAUUUCUGAAAGGGACAGAAUCCACCCCCACUUCCUCUGUCCCUCCUUCCCACCUCCUUCUCUCUCCCUCUCUCUCUUUCUCUCUCGCUCUCUUCCUGAGUCCCAGCCCCUGAAGGUGUCAUAGCUGUGCUUGCUCUCCCUCUCUCACUCACUCUCUAUCACCGCCUUUCACAUCUUUAAAAGCUGGUGCUGUGCUGUGUCUUUCUCGAUCUCCGUUUGUCUCCUCUGGCACUGCAGGGGACUCAUCUGGCAAAGCACCAAGGAGAGCUACUGUAUAGAAGCGGGAGGGAGAGUGAGGAAAGAGGAGAGAGAGAGAUAACAGAAAUAGCAUCAGCCACAUUUACCUGUCAGUGUGUGAGUGUGGAGAAUUUGGAGACAUGCCUUUGCUUUGUAACUUAACUAUCGUUGUUUUAUUGCUGAUUGUUCACUGUGGAUCGUGGACAGGGGCCAGUCGUUUGGGCCCCUUCAAGGUUUGUCCCAGCUGCAGGGAUCCACUUGGUGCUGGGAGACCCCCCAGGGAGCACAACGUGGCAGGCAGCACGACGAUGUUGGCCCAGGGAGAGCCCUGUGGCGUGUACACCCUAAGCUGUGCCAAGGGGCUCCGCUGUGUUCCCCCGCCAAGGGAGCAUAGCCCCCUUCAAGCUCUGUUGCAGGGUAGGGGCAUUUGUGCCAAGCACAGCAGGACAAGUCCCACUGAGAGGCCCCACCCCACAGGUCCUCAUCCUUCCCACAGCGGUGACAUUGAAAAAGCACCCUGCCCGCAAAAUGCUCAACAGUGUCCUGAGAGGUUUGGAAUUGACAAUCAUCCAGUCUGACCGCGACAUCUACAUACCCAACUGUGACACCCGUGGGUUCUACAGAAAAAGCAGGUAAACGUUGGAAC
Molecule: messenger RNA, 2684 nt
Organism: Entelurus aequoreus (snake pipefish)
Lineage: Eukaryota; Metazoa; Chordata; Actinopteri; Syngnathiformes; Syngnathidae
Gene: igfbp6b
Product: insulin-like growth factor binding protein 6b
Exons: 5
Coding region: 2179-2616 (145 amino acids)
Biological process (GO): regulation of insulin-like growth factor receptor signaling pathway
Cellular component (GO): extracellular region
Molecular function (GO): fibronectin binding; insulin-like growth factor II binding; insulin-like growth factor I binding
Source: RefSeq, a predicted model, not a curated record